Lathyrus sativus (Indian pea) is the source of this 1356-nucleotide messenger RNA. The record is from the annotation of a GenBank genome assembly. NCBI's taxonomy places the organism in Eukaryota, Viridiplantae, Streptophyta, Magnoliopsida, Fabales, Fabaceae.
AUGGCUACUCAUGCUGCUUUAGCUUCUACAAGAAUCCCAACAAACACAAGGUUUCCAUCUAAGACCUCUCACUCUUUCCCAACUCAAUGUGCCUCAAAGAGAUUUGAGGUAGCUGAAUUCUCUGGACUAAAAUCAAGUUCAUGUAUUUCCUAUGUUCAUAGUGCUAGAGAUUCUUCUUUUUAUGAUGUUGUAGCUGCUCAACUCAGUUACAAGACAAAUGGAUCAACUGCUGUGAGGGGAGUGCCUGUGGCUAAGUUGAAGGUAGCAAUCAAUGGUUUUGGACGCAUUGGUAGAAAUUUCCUUCGAUGCUGGCACGGUCGAAAGGACUCGCCACUUGAAGUCAUUGUUGUCAAUGACAGUGGAGGUGUCAAGAAUGCUUCACAUUUGUUGAAAUAUGAUUCUAUGCUUGGAACCUUUAAAGCAGAAGUGAAAAUACUGAACAAUGAGACUAUUACAGUUGAUGGUAAACCCAUCAAGGUUGUCUCUAGCAGAGAUCCUCUUAAGCUUCCUUGGGCCGAACUCGGAAUUGACAUUGUUAUUGAGGGAACAGGAGUGUUUGUGGACGGCCCUGGUGCGGGAAAACACAUCCAAGCCGGUGCCAAGAAAGUUAUCAUCACUGCUCCUGCAAAGGGUGCUGAUAUUCCAACUUAUGUUGUUGGAGUGAAUGAACAAGACUACGGCCAUGAAGUAGCCGACAUCAUAAGCAAUGCUUCUUGCACCACAAACUGUCUUGCUCCCUUUGCUAAGGUCUUGGAUGAGGAGUUCGGAAUCGUUAAGGGAACCAUGACAACCACACAUUCCUACACAGGAGACCAGAGGCUUUUGGAUGCUUCACAUAGGGACUUAAGAAGAGCUAGAGCUGCAGCACUGAACAUUGUUCCCACCAGCACAGGAGCAGCCAAGGCUGUAUCUCUAGUGCUGCCACAGCUCAAGGGAAAGCUCAACGGAAUCGCCCUCCGUGUACCUACACCUAAUGUUUCAGUUGUUGACCUUGUGGUGAAUGUUGCGAAGAAGGGCAUUUCGGCUGAAGAUGUCAAUGCAGCAUUCAGAAAGGCAGCUGAGGGGCCACUGAAAGGUAUAUUGGAUGUCUGUGAUGUUCCGCUCGUGUCUGUUGACUUCCGCUGCUCCGAUGUUUCUACAACUAUUGACUCUUCCUUGACUAUGGUCAUGGGAGAUGAUAUGGUUAAGGUUGUUGCUUGGUAUGACAAUGAAUGGGGUUACAGCCAAAGAGUGGUGGAUUUGGCACAUCUAGUAGCAAACAAAUGGCCAGGCACCCCUAAAGUAGGGAGUGGAGAUCCAUUGGAAGACUUCUGCGAGACGAAUCCGGCCGAUGAUGAAUGCAAGGUUUUUGAAUAG